This is a messenger RNA of Drosophila grimshawi, 3248 nucleotides long. RefSeq names its product long-chain-fatty-acid--CoA ligase 5. Gene Ontology annotation, biological process: long-chain fatty acid metabolic process. Gene Ontology annotation, molecular function: long-chain fatty acid-CoA ligase activity. Gene Ontology annotation, cellular component: membrane; endoplasmic reticulum. Lineage: Eukaryota; Metazoa; Arthropoda; Insecta; Diptera; Drosophilidae. The record is from RefSeq and is a predicted model, not a curated record. The transcript has 8 exons. The coding region runs from base 433 to 2547 and encodes 704 amino acids.
AGUUUAGUCGCUCGAAACGUUUAGCAGCAUUUUCGUUUUGUACUCUCUGGUUUCUGGUUCUCGUACUGCUCCUCCCCGUACCGUCUUGUCGAACAAACAAAAUAUAAAAAAAAAUAAAAAAAAAAGCGGCCGUCUUAUCCGUGUGUAGAACGUUAAUUUCAUUGAUUUUCACAAAACAAUUUAUUUAUGGAUAUUGGUUAAAGGCUGCUAAAACAAGAAAUAAAAUAUUAAAAAGAAACAUGCACUACAACAACCAACCCUGAUAAACAAUCCUGAGAGUUUCACGUGUGGCAACGUUUUGUGGGCAAUCAUUAAGCUAUACACGUAACGUUCACUCAGGUAUCCAAGAACUACUACAAUUACAAACAACCAAAGCCAAAACAACAAAACAGGCAACAGCAAAACUAGCAACAACAAACAGCAAUAACAAUAAUGACGCCAGAGAAAUCGGUUUUAGCCUAUAUCAAUCACCUGAUAGUCAGCAAUUUUUCAUACUUCUGGGACGAAAUCGAUGGGUAUCUAAAUUAUUUUGGCGGAACUUUGGGCACUCUAACCUUGACCAGCUUAGCGGCCAGUAUUGCCUACUACUUUGUAACGCGACCAACACCGGAAAAACCAUUAGUGCCUCUGGAAAAUCAAUCCCCAUUGCUGGAGGGUCCAGAACAAAUACACGUCUCCAAAUUCUACAAGGAGUCGAAGAAUGGUAAAUUUGUAUCCUACAUCACAGAGAAUGUGCGAACAUUGUAUCAAACGUUCCGUGAGGGCGCCUACGCCUCCAACAAUGGUCCCUGUCUCGGCUGGCGAGAGACCCUAACGUCCCCCUACCAGUGGAUCAACUAUGAUGAGGCGCUGCUGCGUGCCAAGAACUUUGGCGCCGGCAUGCUGGCGCUGGGAGCACGCCCCAAACAGCUGAUUGGCAUCUACUCGCAGAAUCGUCCCGAAUGGAUACUGUACGAGCAGGCGUGCUAUUCGUUCUCGCUGGUUGUGGUCCCACUGUACGAUACCCUCGGUCCAGAUGCCUGUUCUUUUAUCAUACGCCAGACAGAGAUGGCCAUCAUCGUUGUGGAGGAUGAUGGCAAGGCAUCGAUGCUGCUGGAGAAGUCGCCGCGCAGCUUGAAGAUCAUUGUCUCAAUCAAACCGAUACGCCAGACGACAUUGGAACGUGCGCGCAGUCGUGGCGUUCAGAUCUUCUCGUUCAUCGAUGUGGAGAAAUUGGGCGCGAAGGGCAAUCAUCCGGAGGUGCCGCCCAGCGCCGAGGAUCUGUGCACCGUUUGCUAUACGUCCGGCACCACUGGGAAUCCCAAGGGCGUUAUGCUCACACAUGGCAAUGUGGUCGCCGGCGUCUGUUCGGUUAUACUGCAAAUGGGCGAUCAUCGCAUCCGGGCGGGCGAUGUGAUGAUCUCAUUUCUGCCGCUGGCGCACAUGUUCGAGCGGUGCUGCGAGAAUGGCAUGUACUAUGUGGGCGGCUGUGUCGGUUUCUACUCCGGCGACAUCAAGGAGCUGACCAAUGAUCUGAAGAUGCUCAAGCCGACGGUGAUGCCGGCCGUGCCUCGUCUUCUGAAUCGUGUCUAUGACAAGAUACAGAACGACAUUGCCAUCUCCGGCCUGAAGCGUGCUCUCUUCAACAUGGCCAUGAAGGCCAAGGAGAAAGAGAUAGCCCGCGGUGUGCUCCGGCGCAAUGGCUGCUGGGACAAGCUGGUGUUCAAGAAGGUCCAUCAGGCCUUUGGCGGCAAUCUGCGACUCAUGGUCGUCGGUUCAGCGCCGCUGGCCGGUAAUGUGCUGACCUUUAUGCGUUGCGCCCUCGGCUGCUUGGUGCUGGAGGGCUAUGGCCAGACGGAAUGCACGGGCGCCAUAACGCUAACCGUUCAGGGGGAUCAUGUGCCCAAUCAUGUUGGACCGCCCGUCUCCUGCAAUGCCGUCAAGCUGGUCGAUGUCCCCGAAAUGGAAUACUUUGCCAAUCAGAAUACAGGCGAGGUUUGUGUGCGUGGCUCUAAUGUUUUCCAUGGCUACUAUAAGGAUCCAGAGAAAACGACGGAAGCCAUCGAUGCCGAGGGCUGGCAUCAUACAGGCGAUGUGGGAAUGUGGCUGCCCAAUGGAACACUGCGCAUCAUCGAUCGUCGCAAGCACAUCUUCAAGCUGAGCCAGGGCGAGUACAUAGUGCCCGAGAAGAUUGAGAAUAUCUACACACUGAGUCAAUAUGUCAAUCAAGUUUAUGUCUACGGCGAGAGUUUAAAGAGCUGUAUUAUUGCUGUUGUUGUACCUGAUGUCGAUGUGCUGAAGCAGUGGGCCACGGAGAACAAUGUCCGGGGCACCCUGUCCGUCCUGUGCAAUAAUAAGAAUGUGAAGGAACUGAUUAUGAACGAUAUGCACAAUUGGGGCAAACAGAGUGGACUGAAGUCAUUCGAACAGGUCAAGGAUGUGUAUUUGCAUCCGGAUCCGUUUUCGGUACAAAAUGGACUUCUCACGCCCACAUUCAAGGCUAGGAGGCCGCAAUUGAAGAGCUAUUUCAAGCCACAGCUGGAGGAUAUGUAUAAACAUUUGGAUUAAAGCAAUAAACCAUAGGAAAUCAAGAACAACGAAUCAAUUAAUCAGCAUUCAAAAUAAACAACAGAUUUAACUUUAUGUCUCAACUGAUCAAUACACAGACGACCAUACAAUACAAUAUUUUGAAUACCAAUACAUAGAAAUAAAUAAUAUUAAAAAAAAAAAACAGAAAAACAAGAAUAGAAAAGAACAGAAAACAAUAUUUGUUAGAAUAUUGUGAUAGACUCGAAACGAACCUCAGUCUAAUUUUCCGUCAAUUCUUAGCACGUAAGCGGCGCUGGAUGCAAUAUUGAGAACAAAACAAAAAAUGAAAAUCUUGAAAAUACUACAGAUUCUUAACUGACAAACCAAUUUUGGCAGCAGCAUUUUACUAUAUAGUUUAAACCAGAACUAGCAGCUCGUAUCAAACAAAACUAAUAACCUAACAAUAAUACGUUAACUAUUUGUUAAAACCCUAUGGUUUUUGUAAGCCAAGAGAAUGUUUCAAAUUUAGCAAUGAUUGCGUAGUCUGAACGAAAACAUAUACAUAAUUAACAUAUUGAGAAAAAUUUUUUAAAACCAAAGCUUUAAUAACCUAACACUCUUAUACUACACUCAACGUUAGUUUAAAUAAUGAAAAACAAAUGCUAAAUUAUUAAAACAAAAAGUGAAUAAUAAUACAUUAGGUAAAUAAAAAUACACGCUUUAAGAAUAUGAAAAGAAAA